CGGUUUUGUUUAUAUAGAGUGACUAUUGCGGUGUACGUUCAUAGCAAGAUUUCAUCCAAGAGCAAGGACAUAGAAAUCAAUAAUCUAACCUGUUGUUUCGAAUGUCAUGGUUUAUUUUAUGAAAACAUAAACAUUGAGAUAUUGCCAAAUAAUCAUUUAAUGUGUUCGAUAUGGCACAUCGUGCACUCAUGAGGCUAGGUAAACAAUUACCCAAAAGAGUCAAUGAGUAUAAACCAUUUCAAAACUUUCUAGUAUUGGAUUUUGAAGCAACUUGUGAGGCCAACAAAAUAUUAAAACCACAAGAAAUCAUUGAAAUCCCGUGUUUUGCCGUGUCUUCCGAAGAUUGGCACAUAACAGAUGUUUUUCAUGAGUACGUCAAACCUAGAGUGCAUCCACAACUGUCUACAUACUGCAGUACAUUAACAGGACUAAUGCAAGAGACGUUGGAUGAUGAAGACUUUUUUCCAGUAGUGUUUUCCAAAUUUUGCGAGUGGAUAAAAAAUGGAAAUUAUUUUGAUGAAGAGGGUAAAAGUGCUUUUGUGACUUGUGGUGAUUGGGAUUUGAAAGUAAUGCUUCCAGAACAGUGCAAGCUCGAUAACAUUGAAGUGCCAAGUUAUUUUAAAGAGUGGAUUAACUUGAAAACAACAUUUUGUUCAGCCACCAAUUAUUAUCCACGUGGUAUAAACGAUAUGUUGAAGCACUUUAACAUGAAAUUCCAAGGAAGAAACCAUUGCGGUCUUGAUGAUGCUCAUAAUAUUACUAGAUUAAUGAGAGUUUUAGCCGAGAGGAAUAGGCCGCAAUUCAUUAUUACAUCAAAUGUUAAGGACAAAAAAUUUGACGUUAGUGUUGGUUUGUAAUUUUGUUUAUU
Messenger RNA from Copidosoma floridanum, 868 nucleotides. Its product is annotated as ERI1 exoribonuclease 3. The record is from RefSeq and is a predicted model, not a curated record. Lineage: Eukaryota; Metazoa; Arthropoda; Insecta; Hymenoptera; Encyrtidae. Gene Ontology annotation, molecular function: nucleic acid binding; 3'-5'-RNA exonuclease activity.